GAGAGAGAGAGAGAGAGAGAGAGAGAGAGCAGGGAAGAGGGAGAAAAGGAAUGAGAAUUGUUCUUUAUAUGCCUAUUUAAGAAUUUUCAUUCCCAAUUCUAGCAACUUUUGCAGCCACAAGUAAACCUACUAUCUCCUCAAUUAAAACCUCUUUCCAUCUUCUUCUUUGCCUCCCCAGAAGGCAGAUAGAGAUUCUACCAUUUUUGUGAGAAGGAGGGGGCCUUCAACCCCUUCAGCACAAAAUUGGUAACAAGAAUUAUAAGAUCAUCAUUAACUACUUCUUCCCUACCAUAUUAGUAGAGAUGAUUAAGGAAAGAAGUUGUAGCACGGAGGAUUCCCGGACGACCCAAUUCGAGGAAAACGAUGAAGAUCAUCAUAAUCAUCAUCAUCUUCAUCAUGAAGCCAACAACAAAAGUAUAGAUGAUGAUGAUGAGGAGGAGGAGGAGGAAGACAACAACAACAGUAAACCUAAUAAUAAUAAUACUAAUGGAAGCAGCUCAAGCAACAGCACAGUGGAAGAGAAUCCAAAGAGCAAAUCCGGAGGUUCCGGAUCUGUUAGGCAAUACAUACGCUCUAAAACCCCAAGGCUGCGUUGGACGCCGGAACUUCAUCUUUGCUUUGUUCAUGCCGUUGAAAGAUUAGGAGGACAAGAUCUUGCGUUGUGUAAAUAUGGUCAUUGAUUUGCAGGAGCAACUCCAAAGUUGGUUCUUCAAUUAAUGAACAUUAAAGGUCUUAGCAUUGCUCAUGUCAAGAGCCAUCUUCAGAUGUACAGAAGCAAGAAGAUUGAUGACCCUAACCAAGUUUUAUCAGAACAAAGGCUUCUUGGUGAUGGUGGGGAUCACAAUAUUUAUAAUCUCAGCAAACUUCCGAUGCUUCAAGCUUUUGACCAGUUCUCUGGUUCCAGUUCUUUAAGAUAUGGUAACCCUUUAUGGGGUAGUCGUCAUCAGAGCCCUUAUGGUUUUGGAGGCGCACCAACAUCAAACUUCUCCAGACAUGGAUUCUUUCAUGAUCAUCAUCAACAUCAGAAGAUCUAUGGAAGCCAGCAUCUUAAUUAUGGGUCGGAUUUCCAUGUUUCUAGGCAACCCUCUUCAUCAUGGAGAAACAUCCUUGACAAUCAUAAUAAGAAUAUUCUUCCUAGGAAAGAGACGAUGAGUAGUCAUUUGUUUCCGACUAGCAGUCAAAGGAGGCUGAAUUGGCAAAGUCAAACCUCAAGAAGUUGUUCUUCCAAACCAAUUAGUCUCAUCACACAAAUGCAAGAACAACGAGGAGGGUUCAGAUCAUCAUCAGAAAAGGCUGUGAUGGUGGCCGUUCGAGAAGGAACGAAAAGGAAAGGCUGCCCUAAUAAUUCAUCAUCCGAUCAUCACCAUGAUGUUGAUCUUGACUUGAACUUGUCAUUGCCAACAAAAGCAUGUCAAAUGGAGGAGGAGAGGGCUUUCAAAAAGUCCAAGUUUGAUCAUGAAAUUGAUGAUACGUUAUCGCUUUCCUUGUUCUCUUCCUCAACCUCGGCAGCAACAAGCAAGAUAGAGGAGAUUCAUGAUCUUGGUAAUAAUAAUAAGAAUAAUAAUAGAUCGAAGCACGGAAGAUUAAUGGCGAGUACCCUUGAUCUGACUUUAUGAAUGAGACAACAAACUAGUAAGUGAAUUCAGAAGUGAGAUCCUGAUGAGGUACUUGUUCAUUUGUCAUUUGUCAAUACCAAUGUGCAGAUCUUUGUCUUGUAGUACUGGGUACAGUGUGAGAGAGUUUGCUUAAGGGUAAGGUCCAGAGAAAUUUUUAUUUUCUUUUUUCCCUGUGUUUUUGUCUGUAUCUCUGCAUAAAUACGACCAAAAAAACACUUAGCAUUGGGGGUUCUAAUCUGUGCAAAUUGAGAAGAGACAAAAAAAAAAAAAAUUAUAUUCUUAGUGUUUUAUGAUCAAUAAUUUAUUCAUUGGAUAACCAAAUUGUCAUAGAUUUAAUCGAAAUUGUAUACUUCAG
Messenger RNA from Oldenlandia corymbosa var. corymbosa, 1971 nucleotides. Lineage: Eukaryota; Viridiplantae; Streptophyta; Magnoliopsida; Gentianales; Rubiaceae. The record is from the annotation of a GenBank genome assembly.